ACACACACACUCUCUCUCUCUCUCAGUUCUUCUGUCAUCUCUAAUUCAAUCCAUUAAUGGCCGCAAUUCUCAACAAUUUCUAAAGUUUCAUUACUUAUUCUUCAUCGAAAGGCGUAGGAUUUUUGUUUUUGUGUUGAAAAAAAAUGGCAUCAACGAAUCCUUUUGAUCUUUUGGGUGAUGAUGAUAACGAUGACCCUUCUCAGCUCAUAGCAAAGCUUCCGGUGGCUGUUGCAACCGCUAAGAAAUCUCCGGUUGCUAAGCCGGCAGCCAAGCUUCCUUCCAAACCGCUUCCUCCUUCUCAGGCUGUGCGAGAGGCAAAGACUGAUGGUCAACGUGGAGGAGGGCGAUUUGGUGGAAAUGGAACAGGGAGAGGUGGUCGUGGUGGACGUGGUUUUAAUCGUGAUUCAGUUGAUAAUGAGAAUUCAUAUGGAAAUAACAAUGGGUUUUCCGGAGGGUACAACAGACCUUUGGAAAAUGGAGACGGUGAGAAACCAUCUGAAAGACGUGGACCCCGUUUGGGAAACCGUGGUGGCCGGCGAGGUGGCUACAGUAAUGGAGAUGGCGCUGAAGGUGAACGCCCUAGGAGGGUGUUUGAACGCCGCAGUGGGACUGGUCGUGGAAGCGAGUUUAAGCGUGAAGGUGCAGGUCGUGGCAACUGGGGAACAGCCACCGAUGAGGUUCCCACGGAGACUGAAGAACCUGUUACUGAAACCGAAAAGAUUAUGGAGUCUGAUAAACAAGCAGGACAAGAAGAUGUUGGUGAUGCCAACAAGGAGAAUACUGUAGAGGUGGCAGAGGAGAAAGAGCCCGAGGAGAAGGAAAUGACCCUGGAGGAGUAUGAGAAAGUGCUUGAAGAGAAGAGGAAAGCAUUGGUAGGACUGAAGAAUGAGGAAAGAAAGGUGAGCUUAGACAAAGAUUUGGCAAAAAUGCAGCUGCUUUCCAACAAAAAGACUGAAGAAGACAUCUUUGUUAAACUGGGUUCUGAGAAGGACAAGCGUAAAGAAGCUGCUGACAAAGAAGAAAAGGCAAAGAAGUCUGUAAGCAUCGACGAGUUUCUGAAGCCUGCCGAGGGAGAAAGGUACAAUAACGGUGGAGGACGUGGUGGUAGGGGCCGUGGGCGUGGGUUUAGAGGAGGAUAUGGAGGUGGGAACAUAAUGCACAAUGUGGUUGCACCGUCUAUUGAGGAUGUCGGUCAGUUCCCAUCGUUGAGUGUCAAGUGAGUUAAGGGGUUUUUUAGUCUUUUUGGUUAGUAAUGGUCAAAUUCUUGAAAGACUUGUUAGUAUUUGAUUGAAACUAUUAUCAAUGGUCUUGUAAGAGUGUAAAUCAUUAAGAUACCUUGCUACAUGCCCUUGGGCUUGGCUUUCUUUGAAUUAUGAUUCAGCAUUCUAUACCAUUUUGGUGAAGUCUUAACAAGUC
Cynara cardunculus var. scolymus (artichoke) is the source of this 1416-nucleotide messenger RNA. Its product is annotated as RGG repeats nuclear RNA binding protein A-like. The transcript has 7 exons. Lineage: Eukaryota; Viridiplantae; Streptophyta; Magnoliopsida; Asterales; Asteraceae. The coding region runs from base 144 to 1220 and encodes 358 amino acids. Gene Ontology annotation, molecular function: RNA binding. The record is from RefSeq and is a predicted model, not a curated record. Gene Ontology annotation, cellular component: cytoplasm; nucleus.